UGGUUUUGGUGUUCCGCCGAGUCGAUGAGAAAUAGCCGCCGGAUUCACUCGCAGUCGCAGUUGCUGCGGGUUGCUCCCCACAUUUGUCGACGGUCGCCGGCUCCCCGUGCAACGCGCCGCGCUAACGAUGGCCGAGACGGUGGGCUUCGCGAGCGGCGACGCGGCGGCGUGGCGCGCGGCGCUGGCCGCGUACGACCGCCGUCUCGCGGCCCUGGACAAACCCGACCUCGUGGCAGUGGACUCCUUCUACCGCCACGACCUCCCCGCCCUCCUGCGCUGCCGUGACCCGGACCCCUUCCUCGCCAAGCCCGAGCUGGUGCGCCUCCUCCAGUGGAAGCUCUCACGCGGCAAGUGGAGACCGAGGCUGAUGGAUUUCGUCAAGGGCUUGGACGACGCCGUGGUGGAGACGGCGUCGCGCAAGGCGUUCGCGGCUUUGCCCGACCUCAGAAGGGCCAUCACCGAGCUCACCUUGCUCAAGGGAGUCGGACCUGCCACUGCGUCCGCCGUGCUCGCCGCGUAUGCACCUGAUGUCGCACCGUUCAUGUCUGACGAGGCGAUGCUAGCAGCCUUGGGCAAUGCAAAGGAGUACACUCUGAAGCAGUACCUUUCAUUUGCUGACAAAUUGCAAGCAAAAGCAAAGCUUGAUGCUAUUUGGCUGAUAUUUAUGUUGAUCCUGAAGGAACUGAGCAUAGGAGAAGAAAGUUUCACACCCUCGGAUGUUGAGAGAGCACUGUGGAGCUCAGCAAUUGCAUCCAAGUCACCAGCAAGCGGCAACCCAAAGAGUGAAUCGAAGAUGCAUGGCAAGAGGAAAAGAUGAUUUACACUGCACUUCUUUACUAAGCCUAGAAGGGUUUUACUGACUGCAGGUCUAAGAUUCUUAGUUGAACAUUUUAGUUUUUGUAAUCUUAAUCUGUGGAGUGGAAUCCUUUGGUGGAGCAGAAUGUGAAAUGUGUGUUCUCAUUGACCAAAACACGUCAUUUCCUACAUGCCCACCCGUGACCAUCACUGCAUGAGCUCGGAUGCAUCAUGCAUCAUGCAUGUCCUAAAUGCCUGUGACCAUUUCAUCAAGAAGAUCAAUGCACCAGUUGUUCCCAG
This is a messenger RNA of Sorghum bicolor (sorghum), 1095 nucleotides long. RefSeq lists its product as uncharacterized. The coding region runs from base 128 to 817 and encodes 229 amino acids. NCBI's taxonomy places the organism in Eukaryota, Viridiplantae, Streptophyta, Magnoliopsida, Poales, Poaceae. The record is from RefSeq and is a predicted model, not a curated record. The transcript has 4 exons.